UUCAAAGGUUGUAAUAAUUGGGUGUGGCCUAUCCCUCUAUGUACACGCCCACUAAAUAGCCAUGCAAGAAGAAGCUAGAGAUGACCGAGUGUUUGCAUCCAUUGUGGAGCAGAGAAAGCUGUUCUGUGUAGAGUUACCUGCUAUAGUUGAGAAUGAAGAUCGUGCUAUUUCUUGUCUGGGGGGAAUCAAUGCAAUCUCCAAGGCCCACAGUGAGAGUGGAGCUGCUCUGGAGAUGCGCUUCAGACCGGAGGAUCGCUACUGCAAACCAGCACUAGCACGAGAGGAUAAGGUCACGAACCUUGUACUCAGAGUGCGUCGUCGGCGGAGACAAGGGGAGAGUAAUGGCAGAGGUGAUUAUGAGUACUCCACUGAGCUUAUGGGAAUUGCUAACAAGAGCUUCCAUUUCCCAGGUAUGGCUGACUACCAGGUCCUGUCCCCUGGUCUCAAUGGCUCUGUUCCUCACACACACCCAGCUGACUUCCAACUAGCAAAUCCUCUGGAAGAUGGCUUCACUGAUCGCCAACUUCCUACCUUCUUCCCUCCUGCGUCAUUCAGCAAGUUUGACAAACCGUUCAACUACCUGACUCCCAAGACAGCAGUGUUGGUUGGAGUGGAGGAAGGGUCUGCCACUGAACCAGCACCACUCAAACAAAGACCCAAGAGAGUACACAACAUCUAUGGAUACAUGUGCAACUACAAGGGCAUGAUUCCCAGGGAACCACACCCACAAGCUUACGGCCUUCCCUUUGCUGACCAUCCCAAGAUACAAGAGCUCAAAGAUUUGUUGGAGGAGCGGCCACUGUGGACUAGGACAGCUCUACAGCACAGGGUGAAGCUAAAGGAAACUUUCCUGAGAUGUCUUCUCUCUGUGUUGUGUUACAAGUUUCUGAGUAUGCCCUUCAAGAACUUGUGGGUGAGGUUAGGCUAUGAUCCCCGCAGUGACCCCUCCAGCAAGCAGUACCAGGCCAUUGACUAUCGUGUCCCUCAAGACCUCAUGGGGAUGGUGCCAGAGAGCAGCAGGAAAGGAGGAUACAGGGGACUAGACAGUGGCUCACAGAGGGUUGGCGGGGAGGACAGUGGGAGAGGCCCAGAGGGCGGGUUGGAGGAGACAGCAUUCACUUUCCUACCAAACAAGUUCCCUACCCAGAGGCAACUCAUCUAUCAGCUGUGUGAUAUCAAGGACCCUGAAGUGCAGCAGCUAGUCCACUGUAAUGAUGAACAAGAGCCACACUUUGAGGAGCCCAAUGGAUGGUGUGAGACUGAUACUUACGAUAAGAUAAGGAGGCUACUAAAUACACGACUGAGAGCUAUCAGCAACACGCCAGCUAAAGAGGCGGCUCCAGUGGCAGUCAAGUGUGACAGCAAACGCAAGAAAACCAGAUCAAAGCAAAAAUGAACUUGAACAAUCUUUUUCACAAUAAUUAUACCAACCACAUCAUAACACGUUAAGUUGAUAAAAAUCAGUUGCCGAGGAUUAUCUGCAUACGUUACCAAAACAAUUUUUUUU
Halichondria panicea is the source of this 1507-nucleotide messenger RNA. Its product is annotated as general transcription factor 3C polypeptide 5-like. Gene Ontology annotation, molecular function: RNA polymerase III type 2 promoter sequence-specific DNA binding; RNA polymerase III type 1 promoter sequence-specific DNA binding. Gene Ontology annotation, biological process: transcription initiation at RNA polymerase III promoter. Gene Ontology annotation, cellular component: transcription factor TFIIIC complex. Lineage: Eukaryota; Metazoa; Porifera; Demospongiae; Suberitida; Halichondriidae. Bases 62 to 1396 code for a protein of 444 amino acids. The transcript has 11 exons. The record is from RefSeq and is a predicted model, not a curated record.